AUGUAUGGUUAUUUUAGAGUAUUAAAUUCCUUUAUAUGUCAAGUCUUAAGUGGUAGAGAAAAGCUUACUGACAAGAUAAAUGAGUUGAAUCUUUUUACCCAUAAGCUGGCAUAACUUGGAAAAAAUCUGUUUGAACUUGAGGGGAAAAACUUCAAGUUUCUUAAAAAUAUACAUGCAUCAUAUCAUGAUGUUAAUUCACCAGCAUUAAUCAAGAAAAAGAAUAUGCUAAGACAUGAGCAAGUAAAUACAAGAAUUUUAAGAAGAGAUAAAGAUUCAAUAAUGACCGAGUUAAGAUUGACUAGUAAUUUUUCUCUUGAUAGUCCACACAUGAAGAGAAGAUCAAUUAAAAAACAAAGCAAAUCAAUCGAUAAUCUAUAAAUCACAGACUCUGACAAUAAAUCAUUUGAAGACUCAUCAUCUUCCUCAUCUAAAUAAACACCUAAGAGAGAAUUAACAGGACAAAGAACAUCAAAAAUUGAUUAUUUCAAGAGCAAAGAAUUUUCAAUCAACCACAAUACAUAAAUGUUUGACUCAAACAUAAAUGCAAUAAUUAAUGCUGAAUAUGACUAGAAACUCAGUAUCAUUGAGGAAAAUAUCAGGGGUGAGGAUACUACAAGUGGAAAAUUAAGGAUUCCAUAUAAUUAGAAUAAAUCUAAGUUCAUUGUAGUUAAAAACAACUUCAGUUCAUUUACUUUUGCUGGACUUUUGGAAAAUAACUCAAGCUCUAAUAUUUUAUAAGAAACUGAAAAUAAUCAAGUUAAUACAAAUGAGCUAUUUUCGACAAAUGAAUAGCAAGCUCCGAAGAGAUAAAGUACAAAUGAUUCAGCAAGUGUUAAAAGCAAUUAAAAAUCUUCUUCCAAUAUAGUUAAUUCUAGAACUUCAAGCAGCUUUAUUCCAACUACGUUUAGUCGUAUAAGAAAUUUUAAUGGAUUAUCUGGGUAAAAGUCCACUACUUUAGAAAGGACAGAGGACUCUUCUUAAUCUUAUGCGAAAAAGACAUUAAGAGGAAUAAGCACUUUCAAAAAGUUAGAAGAACUGAAUCAAAAGUCACUUGAAAAUGAUGAGGAAUAAAAGUAUGAUAGUAAUAAAAAUCCUGCUUCAUGGUAUAGAGGAAGAUAGAUGAAUGAUUAUACUAAUAUAGUAACGAAAAGUUAAGAAAUAAGUAGCUCUGAAGAAGAUUAAAAUGUAAUGAAUCUUUAGGAUCUAAUAAUGCCUCAGAGAGAUCGUAACAAAUUAAAAUCUAUUAAGAUAAAUAAUUUAUGA
Molecule: messenger RNA, 1263 nt
Organism: Stylonychia lemnae
Lineage: Eukaryota; Ciliophora; Spirotrichea; Sporadotrichida; Oxytrichidae
Source: the annotation of a GenBank genome assembly